Messenger RNA from Cornus florida, 1247 nucleotides. RefSeq names its product proteasome subunit alpha type-1-B-like. The record is from RefSeq and is a predicted model, not a curated record. The transcript is spliced from 2 exons. The coding region runs from base 172 to 1008 and encodes 278 amino acids. NCBI's taxonomy places the organism in Eukaryota, Viridiplantae, Streptophyta, Magnoliopsida, Cornales, Cornaceae. Gene Ontology annotation, biological process: ubiquitin-dependent protein catabolic process. Gene Ontology annotation, cellular component: proteasome core complex; proteasome core complex, alpha-subunit complex.
AAGAUCGAAACCUGCGUGCAUCAACAUCAUCUUUUUCUUCACUCUGCCUUGAAGGAAAAGAAAAGCCCCUUCAACCUGUCCCCCAAACCCUCCAUCAAAGAAGAAUCACACACACACACAUAGAGAGAGAGAGAUUGUGAUUGUGUGUUAAGUGGAAAGAGGGAAGUAAAGAUGUUCAGGAACCAGUACGACACAGACGUGACGACAUGGAGUCCGGCAGGGAGGCUCUUCCAGGUGGAGUACGCAAUGGAGGCGGUGAAGCAAGGGUCGGCAGCGAUUGGGCUCCGAUCCAAGACCCACGUGGUGUUGGCGUGCGUCAACAAGACUAAUUCGGAGCUCUCGUCUCACCAGAAGAAGAUCUUCAAGGCCGACGACCACAUCGGCGUCGCAAUUUCAGGCCUCACAGCCGACGGCCGUGUCCUCUCCCGCUACAUGCGAUCCGAAUGUAUCAAUUACAGCUACACUUACGAGUCUCCCCUCCCCGUCGGCCGCCUUGUUGUUCAGCUCGCUGACAAGGCCCAGGUUUGCACACAGCGCUCUUGGAAACGGCCUUAUGGUGUUGGCCUGCUGGUAGCUGGCUUGGAUGAAACUGGAGCUCACCUCUAUUAUAACUGCCCAAGUGGAAACUACUUUGAAUAUGAAGCCUUUGCUAUUGGGUCCCGCUCACAAGCUGCAAAGACGUACUUGGAACGAAAGUUUGAGAAAUUUAUGAGCUCUUCACGAGAUGAUCUGAUUAAAGAUGCACUUUUUGCAUUAAGAGAAACUUUACAAGGAGAGAAGUACACAAGCGCCACAUGCACAGUUGCUGUGGUAGGAGUUGGAGAGGCAUUCCAUAUAUUGGAUAAUCAAACUGUACAAACCUUGAUUGAUGCAUUUGAGAUGGCGGCAGAACAAGGUCCUGCUAGUGAAGAGGGUGCUGCUGCUGACCAGGAUGCUCCUGCUGACCAGGGCGCUCCCUCCGACCAGGGUGCUCCCUCCGACCCAGUUGCAUCUCCAAUGGAUAUUUGAGGAUGCAAGAGCUAUGAACUCCAUCCAUGUGCUAGAACAAGGUAUAAGAGAAUGCUUAAAGAAAUGAGGUUAUGGAAUAUGGAUGGUACCCUAGACUGUACCAUUCCCUGUUGGAUAUUCUCUGAGUUAUGCAAUUUAUCCUUUUGUUUUAUCAGAGAAAACAUCCUAAAGCAUGGUUUUGUUGAACUUCAAUUGUCAUUUAAACUUGUUACUAUAAUUAAACUGUUUGCUUGGGUCAA